This is a messenger RNA of Anarrhichthys ocellatus (wolf-eel), 4042 nucleotides long. It is a transcript of the gene zbtb22b, whose product is annotated as zinc finger and BTB domain containing 22b. NCBI's taxonomy places the organism in Eukaryota, Metazoa, Chordata, Actinopteri, Perciformes, Anarhichadidae. Gene Ontology annotation, molecular function: protein binding; RNA polymerase II cis-regulatory region sequence-specific DNA binding; DNA-binding transcription factor activity, RNA polymerase II-specific. Gene Ontology annotation, biological process: regulation of transcription by RNA polymerase II. The transcript is spliced from 5 exons. The record is from RefSeq and is a predicted model, not a curated record. Bases 160 to 2478 code for a protein of 772 amino acids.
AGGCGACGCGUCGCUGUCUGCCGCUGCAGGAGAUCAGAUGGGAAGAAUAUUUUCCAAAAAUGGUCCCCAAACUUCAGGGCCUGGAUAAGCUGGCAGCACACACCGCCGUCAGCUCGGACAGAGACGCUACUUCAGCCGGCUGCCGUGUCGAAUAAAACGAUGCAGUCCCUGUCCAUGGAAGUGGGCAGCAGCAGCAGCAGCUCAGCUCCCAGCGACACGUCUGGCCCGGUGGUGCAGGUGUGCUUCCCCGGCGCUCAGGCCUCGGUGCUGGACAGCCUGAACCGGCAGAGAGAAGACGGCAGGCUGUGUGACCUCUCCAUCCACGUCCAGGGACAAGUGUUCAAAGCCCACCGCUGCGUCCUGGCCGCCUCCUCGCCCUACUUCCACGACCAGGUGCUACUGAAGAACAUGUCGACCGUCUCCAUCCCGGCAGUGAUGGACCCGCUGGCGUUUGAGAGCGUGCUGAGCUGCGCCUACACCGGUCAGCUCCGGAUGCUGCGCGAUGACAUCGUCAACUACCUCACGGUGGGCAGCGUCCUGCAGAUGUGGCACAUCGUGGACAAGUGCACUGAGCUGCUGAAGGAGGGCCGGGCUGCAGCGGGAGGGGGGAGCGGCGGAGGAGGAGGAGGCGGCGGCAUGCAGGACGGAGCAACUGUCAGAGGAGGAGGCGGAGGCUCAGCCAACCUCGGAUGCAGCAGCAGCAAUGGCGACGGUGUUGCAGGCGGAGGUAAUGGGGCUGGCAGGGAUGGCGGUGGCGGUCAAGCCCAGGUCGAAGGGUCCAACGAGCCCCAGCGCGCCUCCCAACCUCCCAGCCGCCCGUCAGUGAGUGAGAGCCAGUCUCCCAGCAGCACCAACUACUUCAGCCCCAGAGACGGGAGCAGCUUCGGAGGAAGCGGUGCAGCCGCAGCCGGGGCGUCAGCGGAUGGAGGCGGGGCCAGCAACACCCCCAGCUACUGCACCCCGUCGGGAAGAGAGGAAGCCUUCCUCAUUGAGGAGGAGGAGGAGGAGGAGGAGGAAGUGGAGGAGGAAGAGGAGGAGGUGUUGUACCACCAAAGGAAGAGAGGAGGAGGAGGAGGAGGAGGAGGAGGAGGCAGCGGAAGGAGGAAGAAGAUGAGCUCAGCGUCAGAGCAGGAGGUCGGGGUUAGCGACAGCUUUGGCGUGUCCUCUUAUCAGGACGGGGAGGACUCGGCGAUGCCGCUGCAGAAGCGUCCCACCUACAGCCAGCCCAGCAUCAUGCCCCGUAAACAGUGGGUGGUGGUGAAAAGCGAACGCAUGGAGGACGACGACCUCAUCGUAGUGUCCGGGGAGGAGGGAGGAGAGGACGAGGAGGACGAGGACGAGAGGGAGAUGGAGCUGGCCAGAGAGAGGGAGAGAAGCAACUUCAACAUCUCCAACGUUCGGAGCCUCUCGGCCGAUCUGGGAGGCAGAGCAGAGAGCGACAUGGACUCACAGGUGGACUACUGCCAGUCGUCAGAAGACUACCUCAAGUUUGAAGGCAGUCUAAUGGACCAGACUUUAGCUCACCUUCAUGACAGUGCAGCGGGUCAGAGCCAGAGCGCUAGCCGCGCCGUGUCAGCGCUGCUGGGCCAGGUUCAGUCUGCCGCCUCGGCCCGGGCCCAGCUCUUCCCCCUGGACAUGCAGGGGAACCAGAUCCUCCUCUACAGCCAGGCCUCCGGACUCUCCCUGGACGCCACCGCGCCUCCCCUGGGGAUGGCCGGUGGUAUGAUGGGAGGAGCCUCUUUCAAAGGUCCCGGUCUGGAGCACGGCGCGGUCCACCCGUCUGCGCAGGGCGGUCUGGGAGUCGAUGGCAUGGACGGUGGGGGGAUUGGAGGCGGCAUCGGCGCCGGGGGUUCAGGGAAAGUGUUCAUGUGCCACUGUGGUAAGACCUUCACGCACAAGAGCAUGAGGGACCGCCACAUAAACAUGCACCUGGACCUGAGGCCCUUCCACUGCCCCGUCUGUGCCAAGAAGUUCAAGAUGAAGCAUCACCUCACGGAGCACAUGAAGACGCACACGGGCCUCAAGCCGUACGACUGCCUCGGCUGCGGCAAGAAGUUCAUGUGGCGCGACAGCUUCAUGCGGCACCGCUCGCACUGCGAGAGGCGCAGCGGGCUGGGGGAGGGAGGCGAUGGCGGGGAGGGAGGGAGAAGAGGAGGAGGAGGAGGAGGAGGAGGUGAGGAUGGGAUAGAUUUGAUUGCCUCCCCUCACCUCCUCCUGUCUGGAGGCGAGGGAGGACAGGGCGGUAUUCUGGGAGGAGGAGGGAGAGGAGGAGGAAUGAUUGCUGCUCCUCCACAUAUUUCCGGCAUCUCAGCCACAGGAAGUAGCAACAACAAUAUGGCCGCCACAGGGGCCCUGUUAGGGGUGGUCUCCCAGAGUCCCGGUCAGGGACCAGGGUUGUUCGCCGGUCUGGGGUUGGGUCGAAGCGUGUGCGAUGACGACGUGUGUGAAGUCAGUGCCGAUGACGGUAGCGUGACUUAAAGCCGUAGUGUGAGCUCUGUCCAACGGGCGUUCUGUCUGAGCAAACUGUCCCGUCUCUCGUUCCUGCUGCUGUUUUUACAACAUAGUGAACGUUUACCUCUGAAUCACUUUGAACCGCCAACACUCAGCAUUUCAAACAGGAAGUGCGUCCCUUGUCUGUUAAGUUAUCCGCAAUUCUUUUGGAAACUUACCUCCAAAAAGUGGCCUCAUUAAAAAAAAAAAAAGGACCUUUCGUCUCAGUGAGUAAGCUAUCGUUUCUGAUAUCCCAGAUGUUAGUAAAGUAUAUUUUUUGGGGGGGUGUUUGUGGAAGAAUGCUUUGCGUGUCGAGAGGAAGCCAGAAAUGAAGACGCAGUGCUUCACUAACUGUUACUAACAAAGUUCCCACAGAGAGUAGAGAUCAGUAGAGGAAAAUAAAGGCUGUUCUAAUUUGCUGUGAUUCUGCAGUAUUGUAUUGUAAUGUGUCAUAUGAUGAGAAAAAACACAAAUCUGCAAGAGAAAAACUUUAUAUUCAGAACUCAACUGAGAAAAGAGGAAGUUAAAGUUGCAGGUUUGUGUUUUUUUGGUCUUUUCCUCAGCGUCCCAUGUGACACACUGACUGUCAGCAUCAUCACAGUGAGAUGAUGCUGCUUUGCUGGAAGCCCAAACUGGACCACAGUGAAGGCACAAUCAUCUUUUAGCUGCUUAUUUACCAACCUGUAGAGCCGGUGCGCUCAUUCAGAACACUUCUUCAGAACUCACAGAGGUACUGCACACCUAAACGCGUUGUUUUUUUUUAGCUGUAAACUAACCAAUAUGACUGUACUUUGAUGAAACACACAUGAAAUCAUCGACCUCAUGUCCAAUGUGCUCCACCCCCACACAAACACAAACACUACCUGUCAUGAUGAGCUCAGCGCCGCUCAUCUUCUCUGCCGUAGAGAAGCCUCCUGGUGCUUUUCCAGUUCUGCUGCUGUUACCUGCUUUCACUUUUUCUUGUUGUUCACAGAGUUUUCGUGCUUUGAGAAGUAUAUUAUCGCUGUAAAUAUAUAGAAAUAUAUGUCGUUUUCACUCAUCACAGCCUGGAACAAACACUGACUUUGUGACACGGAUGCGUUCGCUGCCGUCCGGUCUGCUUUAAUCAGAUGUGGAGGCGUUAAGUGUUCUACACCGAGCUCCUCAUGAAUCAUCUGAACCUCCAGUCAGUGCAUUUCAAUGAGGAGCAUUAGAAGCUAGCAAUGGUAGACGCUGGUCUCCUCUGAGCUCUACAGUGUAUAGAGUGUUUACGAGCGUCCAAUCUUUGUCUCUAUUCUUUCUACACGAGAGCAAAUCUGACUUGUCAAAUGUCCUGGAUAUUGUAAAACUACUAAUUGAUUAGUUGAUAGACAAAAAAUGAAUCCGUGACAGUUUUGAAUGAAACACCGUUCUGUUUACUCUGAAGCUCACCGAGUUUCUCCUUCACAGUUCUCCACCGUGCACGAUGUUCUCCUCUGGGCCCUGCUGUGGUUACAAUACACCAGUAAUACACCAGUAAAUACACCAGUAAAUACACCAGUAAAUACUCCAGUAAAUACACCAGUAAAUACUC